Theobroma umbraticum is the source of this 1437-nucleotide messenger RNA. RefSeq names its product TRICHOME BIREFRINGENCE-LIKE 36 (gene TBL36). Gene Ontology annotation, cellular component: Golgi apparatus. NCBI's taxonomy places the organism in Eukaryota, Viridiplantae, Streptophyta, Magnoliopsida, Malvales, Malvaceae. The record is from RefSeq and is a predicted model, not a curated record. Gene Ontology annotation, molecular function: O-acetyltransferase activity.
UCUGCGCUCCCCCAUUCCCAUUCCCCUUUGGCUUCUUCUAUGGCUGCUAAUGCAAGGCCUAAAACCCACUUGGCCCUCUUCUUCAUCAGCAUUUUUAUUUGUUUCUUUCAUGGCAAGUCAUCGUCGUGGCUCAACGGUGAAGAGACUGAAGACGUUGUUAUGGUGCAAACCAGGCGUCAGGAAUCGCCUGGGAGAUGUGAUUUCUCUGUUGGGAAAUGGGUUUAUGAUCAAUCAUAUCCCUUGUAUGAUUCAAACUGCCCCUAUCUUAGUACUGCAGUAACUUGUCAAAGAAAUGGAAGGCCCGAUUCUGGCUACGAGAAGUGGAAAUGGAAGCCAAAUGGUUGUUCUCUUCCAAGGUUUGAUGCACUGAAAUUUCUUGGAAAGAUGAGAAGGAAAAGAAUAAUGCUCGUAGGUGAUUCCAUUAUGAGGAAUCAAUGGGAGAGUCUAGUCUGCCUAGUGCAGGGAGUCAUACCCACGGGCCAUAAAAAGGUGACCUACAGUGGUCUUUCCAUGGCCUUCCUUGCCUUGGAUUUUGAGACAUCAAUUGAGUUUUCUUGGGCUCCACUGCUUGUGGAACUGAAGAAAGGACCUCAAAACAAGAGAGUCUUGCACUUGGAUUUGAUUGAGGAGAAUGCAAGAUAUUGGAGAGGAGUCGAUGUUCUUGUGUUUGACUCUGCACACUGGUGGACUCAUUCUGACCAAUGGAGUUCGUGGGAUUAUUACAUGGAGGGAAAAUCACUGUAUAAGAGCAUGAACCCAAUGAUUGCAUACCAGAAAGGACUCAAUACAUGGGCAAAGUGGGUAGAUUUGAAUCUUGACCCUCGGAAGACCAGAGUUAUCUUCAGAAGCAUGUCUCCUAGGCAUAACAGAGAAAAUGGUUGGAAAUGCUAUAACCAGAAAAGUCCCCUUGCAUUUUUCAGUCACCCACAUGUUCCUGAGCAGCUGCUAGUGCUGCAAGGGGUAUUAAGAAGAAUGAGAUUUCCAGUAUAUCUACAUGACAUUACAACAAUGUCAGCUUUCCGGAGAGAUGGACAUCCUUCUGUCUACAGAAGGGCUUUGAACCAAGCAGAUAGGCAGCACCCAAGAGAAUUUUCCUCUGACUGUAGCCACUGGUGCCUCCCUGGAGUGCCUGAUAUUUGGAAUGAGAUGUUGAGUGCACUGCUCUAAGAAAAUCAUACAGCGUUCUACCAAAAUGUAGGCUUUGUACCCUCAUCAGGAUAGAGUAGUAAUCGUCUGUGUGCUGGUUGUUGUAUGAAAAUGUUAAAGAGAGAAUGAUGGUAUGUUUGGCAUGUUCAAUUUUCAACAUCCCUCUACUUCUUGUGUGUUAAGUGUCCAAGUUGCUUCAGGUAGGAUUAGAUAAUGCUCUGUGCAGAUUUUGGUCUUUUUUUCCCUGCUAAGUUAUGUGUUUCUAGUAGAACAUGGCAAUACUGAACACCA